Messenger RNA from Drosophila arizonae, 505 nucleotides. It is a transcript of the gene Ypel, whose product is annotated as Yippee-like. The record is from RefSeq and is a predicted model, not a curated record. NCBI's taxonomy places the organism in Eukaryota, Metazoa, Arthropoda, Insecta, Diptera, Drosophilidae.
ACAGCAACUGUAACAGCAACAGCAACAGCAACCGUAACAGCAACAGCAACAGUAGCCGUAACAGCAACUGUAAUCAGACAGAGCAACAAUGGUGAAAACAUUUCAGGCCUAUUUACCGUCCACAAAUCGGACCUACUCAUGUGUUCAUUGCCGUGCACAUCUGGCAUCGCACGACGAGCUCAUCUCAAAGUCGUUUCAGGGUAGCCAGGGACCGGCAUACCUAUUCAAUUCGGUGGUAAAUGUGGCCUGCGGCCAGACGGAGGAGCGUGUCCUGCUCACCGGACUGCAUGCGGUCGCUGAUAUCUACUGUGAGUGCUGCAAGACGCCGCUUGGCUGGAAAUAUGAGCAUGCGUACGAGUCCAGCCAGAAGUACAAGGAGGGCAAAUUCAUUAUCGAAUUGGCCCACAUGAUCAAGGAGAAUGGCUGGGAUUGAAGGGAGCGAAGCGGACGUCGUGCGUAAAGCAUUUUUGGUGGGCUGGUAGUCCGGGCGGCUUUGGGUAACGUU